GUUUCUCAUUUGCUGUCAAAAAUUCGAGACGUUCGCGUAUGGGUUUUUCGCACGACGACGACAGACAACAAAAAAAAAAAGAAUUGUAUUUAGAAGAAAAAAAAAUUAUAUUUUAAUAGAAAACGUAGUUGAGUGAAAUUUUGUUUAAAUUUUAAAGCCUCUGCAGAAAAAAGAAAAUGCUGUCAAAAAAAUUAAAUUAUUUAAUUUAAAGAAUUUUACGAAAAUGAACGUGGAGUGUGAAUAGAAGAAAAUUAUAGCGUUUGUAAAAAAGUGAGUGCUGAGAAAGUUUUUUUUUUCAUUAUUAUAAUUUUUUUUAAGUUGACGUCGCCCUUGUUUUUUUGUGUUGUGUUGUUUUUCUUGAUAUUCGGUGGUACGUUUUAGAAGUGUCGUCUUUGAUUAUAAAAUAAGAAAUUAAAGUAAUAAAAUAUUAAAGGAAAUUUAAAGUAAAAUUAAAAUGGAAAUUAAAAAAAAUUCUAAAGUAAAGUGAUGAUUUUAAAAAAAUUAAAUCAAAAAUAUAAGAGAAAAACACAUUUUUUUCAAUUGUUUUAAAGUGCGAGUGUGUUUGUUGUUGGGUUGGCGUGUCCACUUUGUUUAGUUAUUUAGACACGCACGCCCCAGGUUUAACCCCCUUUGCCAAAAACAACUACAACAAUUUAUUUAUAAUAUAAAUAAACAAUUUUUAUUUAAUUUAAUAGAAUAUUGAAAAUUGUGCAAAAUUUUAUUUAAUAUUGGCUGGUGUUUUGUUGUUGUGAGAGAAGUGUCAAGGCAAAGCUAAAAACAAAAAAAACUAUUUUUCUUUACAAAGAACGAAAGCCAGUAAAAGCAAAGUGAAAACAACAACAGCAACAACAGACGAAAAAAAACAAACAACUAAAAUAAAAUUGUGGCCACUUGUUUUGCCUGUUUUAAUUAAAAGCCAAAAAGAAACGAAAACGUAUUAAAAAAAAAUAAAUAAAAUUAAAAUUGUUUGGUCUGUCUUCUUUUUUUAUUAUUUUGGUGUGUGUUGGAAAAAAAACGACGACGCCUUAGAAAAAAAGUAAAUGAAACAACAACAACCAUGAAAUUAAUUUAAAACAAAAAUAACAACAAUUUGCAACCACUUGUCUGCGACGAAAAAAAAGCUGAAUACAAAAAAAUCACAAGAAUUUCAAGUUAAAAAGCAAUAAAAAGUGUAAUAAAAUUGACAAAUUUAAAUAAAUCAGAAACAAAAUAAAUAAUUAAUAAAAAAAAAUUAAUAAAAUUUAUACAAAAACAAGAUUUAAAAUAAACGCAAAACUUAAUUAACAAAAUUAUGCAAUUUUGUUUUAUCACCUCUUUAAAAAAGCAAACGAAUUAUGUAAAAACAAAUUUAAAAACAGCAGCAACAAAAACAAACGUAAUCUUUCCUCUUUAAUAUAAAAAAACAACAACAAAACUUAAAGAAAUUUAAACAAAACAGCUGUUUUUUAAACCUCCUUUCUCCUCCUCGUUUCUGUUUGGAGAAUUCUUAUUCAAAAUUCCCCCACAUUUUCCAACUAAACUCUAUUACCAGGACUUUAAAAUUCCUUAAAAGAAAAUAAGUGUGGGUGCAAAUUAAAGUGUGUGCUCUUUUCUCUUAUCCUCUUUUAAAAAGUGCCUAGUUUUUUGUGUUGUUGCAAUUGUUGUUAUUUAACCUCUUUGUCCACCCGGCAAUUGUGUUUUUUUUGCUUUACUCUUUUUUUUCUUGUUUAACUAUUCUAACUAUUCUAUUUUGUUUGUGCAGUUUCUAUUUGUUUUAUUGUUGUAAAAAAGUGUAACUCUACUUGUGUUUUAAAUUAACAACAAUAAACCAGAAAAUUCUAAAACAUUUUUUUGGCUGCAAUUAAAUCUACGUGAAAGCAAAAACAAAUUAAAACUAAAAAUUCAACAAAUCUUUUGUGUCGUGUGUCGUUUUUCUACGUCCUCUUUGAUCAUAAUAAUUUCACCAACUUUAACAACUAUAACACUGUAAAAUCGUUUAAAGAUGGCUCAUCACAAUGCUAAUCUUUUGAGUUCGGAUAUAUCACGUCGUAAUCCACAAGAUGAGUAUGAGCUCAUACAGAAAAUCGGUUCCGGCACUUAUGGCGAUGUUUAUAAGGCCAAACGCAUACAGAGCAACGAAUUGGCCGCCAUAAAAGUGAUUAAAUUAGAACCCACAGAUGACAUACAAAUCAUCCAACAGGAGAUUAUUAUGAUGCGUGACUGUCGUCAUCCCAACAUAAUUGCAUACUAUGGCUCAUAUUUGCGUCGUGACAAAUUGUGGAUUUGCAUGGAGUAUUGCGGCGGUGGCAGUUUGCAGGAUAUUUACCAAGUAACCGGGCCACUGACAGAACAACAAAUCGCCUACAUGUCCCGCGAAACAUUAAAAGGACUCGAGUACCUGCAUUCCAUGGGUAAAAUGCAUCGUGAUAUUAAAGGAGCCAACAUACUGCUAACAGAGUACGGCGAUGUGAAGUUGGCGGAUUUUGGUGUAUCGGCACAAAUUACGGCCACCAUUAAUAAGAGAAAAAGUUUUAUUGGCACACCAUAUUGGAUGGCUCCCGAAGUAGCUGCUGUUGAACGAAAGGGUGGUUAUAAUCAAUUAUGUGAUAUUUGGGCUUGUGGUAUAACAGCAAUUGAAUUGGCUGAACUACAACCUCCUAUGUUUGAUUUACAUCCCAUGCGUGCUUUGUUCCUGAUGUCAAAAAGUGGUUUCAAACCUCCAACUCUUAGUAAUAAAGAUAAAUGGAGUCCUACAUUUCAUAAUUUUGUAAAAACAGCUUUAACGAAAAAUCCUAAAAAACGUCCCACAGCCGAAAGGCUGCUGCAGCAUCCCUUCGUACAGGGUGAGAUGUCGGUGCGUGUGGCCAAAGAAUUACUUAAGAAAUACAUGAAUCCCAAUCAACAAUUCUACUACAAUUGGGAUGGUGAUGAGGAGACUGUUGCCAGUGUACCACAACGUAUUGCCAGUAAAAUGACAUCAAGGCCAAAUGGUAUUUCACCACAAAAUCAUACUUUAAAAACAGGCAUGACAUCAUCUAGUUCACAGUGGAAUAAUGAACGUUCUUCUAGUCCUGAAACUUUACCAAGUGACAUUCCUUUAUUAAAACAACAUCAACAAUUACAACAAAGAAAACAAAAACUUACUGGAACUUUAAUUAUGAACAUGUCCUUAAGGAGUCUCUUACAAUAUAUUGAUGAGGAACUAAAAUUAAGAGCCACUUUGCCAUUAACUGAUACCAAAGAUUUACUAAGCACUGAAUGCAAUUGUAGCCAUAAUGGUGGAGGAAAUAGUAACCAUAACAACACAUCAUCAUCAUCAACAUCAGCCGUCGCAUCAUCGGCAGCAAUAAUAACAACAACAUCAUCAUCCUCGUUGUCGGCGACAAGUAACAAUGGUUGUGCAACUGAUGUCGCCGCAACAGCAACUACAAAUAGUUCAAUAAUACAGGGCAGUAGUUGUACAAGUAGUAGUGGCGGCGCGCACACGACCACAAAUGGUUCUGGAAGUUCUUCAACAUCAGUUGCUUAUGGUGUUGGUGUAGCUGGUGGUGGCAACAACGGCUUAUCAAACAUACGCACAACAGCAGUGGAUCAUGUUGAUAAUCAUGCAUCAUUGUUUGCUCACUUUGAUAUGCUAAGACAUGGUGGCCAUCACAACAACUACAGCAAUACAACAUACAAUCGUCCGAUAUCAACACCGGCUUCGGCACUAAUUAACAAUGCGAAUUUAUCGUCGGCGGGUGGUGCCACAACGAACGGCCAAAUGUCAACAUCAACCUCAAUCAAUACGACCAGCGAUGUCGUGGCCUCAACUUCUGCCAACUCCUCCUCCAAUUUCUCCUCUGCGUCAACGAAUGAUCCACAAGCGUCAACAACUGCGGCAAUAACAACAACAACAACCACCAAUAAUAUUACAAAUAACAGUCAUCAUAACUGUGAUUAUCGUCAUGAAAGUAAUCAGAAUGGUUUAGAGGACUCGCCACGGCGACAUAGUUCAAUGGAUCAAUUAUUGGGUUUACUCAAUGAAAUGGGUAAAUCAUCACGUACUCGAAGUCUCAGUGAUGGGGGUACACAAGAAGAUGACGACGAACUUGACAAAGAAGCUCAACCUGAUUUAUUAAACAAUACACCUCCUGUGCCUCCUAAACGUUCCCAUAGACGACGUCACACACCACCACGACCCAUAUCGAAUGGCCUGCCACCAACACCUAAAGUCCAUAUGGGUGCUUGUUUUUCCAAAAUCUUCAAUGGCUGCCCUCUACGCGUACACUGCACCGCCUCGUGGAUACAUCCCGAGACACGGGAUCAACAUCUGUUGAUCGGCGCGGAAGAGGGUAUAUUCAAUUUGAAUAUGAACGAAUUGCAUGAUGCUGCCAUAGAUCAAUUAUUCCCACGCCGUACAACAUGGUUGUACGUCAUCAAGGAUGUCCUAAUGAGUCUGUCGGGCAAAUCGUGUCAGUUGUAUCGGCACGAUUUGAUUGCACUGCACUCAAAGCAAACACAUCGAUUUUCGUUGCACAUGAAUAAGAUACCGGAGCGUUUGGUGCCACGAAAAUUUGCACUGACCACAAAAGUACCCGAUACCAAAGGCUGUACACAGUGUUGUGUUACGCGGAAUCCCUACAAUGGCUACAAGUAUUUGUGCGGUGCCACACCGAAUGGUAUUUUCCUAAUGCAAUGGUAUGAUCCAUUGAAUAAAUUCAUGCUGUUGAAACAAUGCGAGUGGCCGGCCACAAGCAUACUGGGCGGUGGUCAUGGUUGUGUACAGAACGGUCAUACUCCGGUCUUUGAGAUGAUUAUAACACCGGAACUGGAGUAUCCCAUUGUGUGUACGGGUGUGCGCAAGGCUGCCAAUGGCUGUCUCAAGUUGGAGCUGAUCAACAUGAACAGUGGUGCAAGUUGGUUCCAUUCGGAUGAUUUGGAAUAUGAUGCUAUGGCCACUAUGGUACCAAGACGAGACUUGCUUAAAGUCGUUAAAGUUCAUCAGGUGGAAAAGGAUGCGAUUAUUGUUUGUUAUGGCAACAUUAUACAGGUGGUAACGCUUCAGGGCAAUCCAAAACAACAUAAAAAACUGGUCUCACAAUUAAAUUUCGAUUUUAAUGUGGACAGUAUAGUGUGUCUGCCAGAUAGUGUUUUAGCAUUCCACAAGCACGGCAUGCAGGGCAAGUCGCUGCGUAAUGGUGAAAUCACCCAAGAAAUUAAAGAUAUGAGUCGUACAUAUCGUUUGCUGGGUAGUGAUAAAGUGGUGGCAUUAGAAAGUCAAUUGUUACGUACUGGUUCCUUAGGUAGUGAAGAGGGUCAUGAUCUUUAUAUAUUGGCGGGUCAUGAGGCCAGCUAUUAAGUCUUUAACUGUAAUAGAAAACCACAAACAAAAAAGUUAAACUGCUUAAAUUAGUAUUACACAACAAAAUACACAAGCAACUAAAUUUGAUUAUACAGAAAAAAAGUCAAAAGAUAAAAUUUAUAUAUUAAAAGAAAAACAAAAAAAAAACAAUAUUUUAAACUUAAAAUCAAACAGAGAUUGUAAAAAAUAAUUUAGAAUUUAAUAUUUAGAGAGGCAAAGUUUAUUUAUAAAAAAAACAUACCCAAAACGAAAUGGAAGUAAAUUUAAAAGAAAAAACUUCUAACUAAAUUUAGCUAAACACAACUACAACAAAAAUAUAUGUAAAUUAUUAAGAAUUUUUGUAUAAUCCCUUUAUAAUUUUCUUUUUUAAAUUAUGUAUUAUUUCAUAAAAAAAAAACUGCUACUACAACUUUCAAUCACUCAUAUUCCAAGUGUAGCCACCCCUUGAACUGAGUUACAAUAAAAAUAAUAAGACUUUAAAUUACCGCCCCCCCCCAUCCAUUUUUUAACAAUUAUUAUGUUAAAAAUUUAUAUUAAAAAUAAUAAAUAAAAACAACAUUAAUAAAUAUAAUUAUUUAAUAAAACAAGCCAACAACAAAUCAACCAAUAAUUAUGUUUAAUUGUAUGUAAAUUGUUUGUAUUAAUUAAAAGAAGAAAAAAAUUCAAAAUAAAAUAAUAACUUUUUUAUGAUUAAUAAAUUAAUUGAUUUAAUUUUUUUAUUGUAAUUUUUAAUAUUAAUAAUAAACUACUUUAUACUUUAUUUUUUGUUAGCAUUUAAGUUAAUGAAUUAAUUAAUAUUUAGCAUUAAAGGAAAGUGAUUUAUUGAUUAAAUUUAAAUAAACAAUAAUAAUUAUUAAAAUAAAUAAAAAAACAAUAACAAUAACACUUUAUAAAACUUCAAUUUACAUAAAAAAUUAACACUCACUCAACUCAUUUCACACAUAUACACACAUACACACCCUCAGAAAGAAUUCACAAUUAUAUAAAUAUUAAAAAAAUAAUACAUUUAAUUAUAAACAAAUAAACAAAAAAAAAAGUGAAACAAUUUAGAUUGUAGUAUUGUACGUAUAAUACUUUUAGUAUUUAAAUAAACAAUUUUAAAUAUUAAUUAAUUAUAAAUAGAACAAACAAAAAACAAAUGAAUCAAAGUGUGAGAAAAAGUUUAAUUGCCACAUUUAAUAUCGAUGAAUUUGAAAUUCAUUUCUUAUCUCUUUACCAAGUGGUAAAGAAGAAAUCCAUCAGAAUCCGAAAUCCUUCCCAAAUGAACAUCUAGAUGACUUAACCGAUAUUUAGCACAGAUGAGAUCUGAGAUAGUUUAAGGAUAGCUUAAGAAUAAUACAUAUAUAAAAAAGGCGUAUUUUUUAAACUUGAAAAUAGUAUUUUCAGAAUAUCUGUCCUAUCGAGUAUAGCUCUUGGGAGGAGAAUUAAAACUACCCAGUAGUUCAAGUGAUUUUACCUAUCAUUUUGGGUGACAACUAGUUACGUGUCUAAGCAGAGGUUCAAUUGAUACUUUUGGAUUACAUUGUGAAUGUGUGAUAGCUGGUCCAAAGUAGUCAACGCAUUAGAUACACAUAUCGGUUACAUAGAGUCUGGUUCCUUACCAGCUCCCUAACUGGUUACUUAAUCAGCUACAAAACUGGUUAUUUUAUCAUGUACGGUUGCUAAUUGACCUCAAAUAGUAAGUUAAAAAGCCUUCUCAUAUACAGUCCAAUAACCGAUUGCUUUUCAACAAAACUUACUCCCACAAAUGCUACUUUCUAAAGUGCUGCACAUAAUAAACUUAUAAAGUGGAGACACUAAAGUUACAAUUGACUUCAUGCUAGAUUAUCUGCGAUGUUAGUAUACUUAAGGAAAAGGAAAAUAAACUGUAGGAGAAUUAUAUCAGAACGAUUUGUAUAAAACAAGUUUGUACGUAUAACUCGCAAAUAAACUCUAAAUUACUUAGAGACACUUAAGUGAAAAUUGACGCUAGUUUACAUGGGAUGAAUAUAAGUAACCAAUUGACUUCUCUCUGCACUUCAUAGAGCACAUACGUGUCAAAUGACCCAAAAUAUAUCAAUAAGAGUUAACUUAGUUAUCAGACAUUAGUGACAACUUUUCAAUGUCUAGUAACUAGAGUUUUUCUUUUUCUGCACUUUUUCAUAUCCCGGGAAAUCGUGAUUAAUUUUGAAAUUUCCAGGGAUUCCAGGAAUGGCUUCAAUUUCCAUUACAUUUUGUUCUACUUUAGUUAGAUUUCAAUUAACUCUGUUAUUUAAUUUUAAAUUGGCAAUGGUUUGCUUGUUAAAUCCAAAAUUAAGUAAAUAUGUUAAUUAAAACUUGAAGAAAACUCAUUAAUAUUAAACAAAAUUAAAUUCCACUGAAGGUAGUUUUAUUCCAAAAAAUUUCGUUUUACUCUGUGAAAAAGAAAAAUACUAAAAUAAUUCCACUUUCGAUCGGAAUAGAAUUCUGUGACAUCCCGGACAAUUCUGUGACAACAUUCAACCAAAAAAUUUUACUGGGUACUGUGAUAUUUGCUAAAUCAAAUAUUGUUUAGUUGAAUAAUCUAUUUUUAGUGAUUAAUAUUUCUAAGAAUACAUUGAAAUGUUAUAAAUCGCUUGAUACUACUUAUAAAGUGCAAAAUCAAUUAUAAAAUUUUUUCGAAGGUUGUUGUCAAAAUGCGUAUUCCCAGAUAUAAAAACUAGCAAAUAAAUCCAUAAUAAAAUUUCCCAUUUGGUGACUUAAAAUGUUUAAAAUGUUAUAUACCCUGGAAAAAUGUUUAGAAUUUGUUCUAAAAUAACUAGUUUUAGAUUCUUCAAUGACAGCCUUGAUGUGAUGUAGCAUUUACUUCAGGAACCCGUGAACUAUUGUGAUUUUAAAGUAAUUAUGUAGAGUUUUUAGGAACUUAUUCUUUGGCAUUAGUUAUACAUUGGUUCUAGAAUUGUUCUAAAAAACCUAAAGCAUCUCUAGAAUUAGUUCCGUGAGUGAUAAUUUCGAAUUGGCUGAUUUUGUUUUAUUCGAUUCGAAAUUUUCAGGAGAUGGUUUGUAAAGAAAAAAUUCGGAAAUUUUAAUUUUUAAUAUAUUGCCUUCUUUUCACUUCUCACUUUUCUUAAUAAGAGACAUUUUUUGGAGAAACUUGAAGAACUAACAUUAGUAAAUAGCUACCAGGCGAAGCCGGUGCGGUCAUCUAGUUUCAAAUAAAAAUCAUUUAUUAAAGAACUGGUACUGUUCCAAAUAACGUGUACUAGCACCGCAACGAUUAUCUACAACAAGUUCUGGAGGUGACAAUUUUAUUCGGUUAUGUUUUUGAAAUAUAUAAGCAGGAAAAUUAAAAAUUUUGAACUGGAAAACAACUUAUUUUAAAAGUUAGUGCAGGUGCACACACGUCAAGUUUACUUGAGCAAGCGUUGAGUUUAUAGAAGAGGGAGGAAAAUAUUUGCAAUCACCUCUCUCUUCUAUAAAUUCAAGACUUGCUCAAGUAAAGACGUGUAUGAACCAGUACUUAAUUUCCAUCUAAAUUUUUGGGUGGAAAAAGCUGAGCUAACAGUGAAUAAUUUUCUGCGAAAAUACAAUUUUUUUAAGACAUAUUUAAAUGUUUUGAAACAAGUAAUAGUAAAUUCAAGGCCAAACAUUUAAAUUGUUAAAUUCAAACAUAAAUAUCAUGGAUUUUAAGAGUAAACAUUAAUUUUUAAAGAAACGCUUCAAUAUACAUUAACUCGCUCUGUAUUCGAUAGAAAAAAUUCGAUUAAAAGUUUAAUUGGUUUACAAUCGGGUGUAUAAUUAAGAAGAUGCAUAUUUAUUGUCAAUUGGCCCCACUGUCAUAGAGGAAUGAAGCGAAUUUGUCUUAAGGAAUAAAACAGCUACUUCUGCUGACAGACUUUGAUAUGAGUAUCUGUUUAUUGAAUUUAAUGCAAAACAGUGUUCUUUACUCGGAAUUAUAAUCUGUUGUUUUGUGCUUUAGCAAGUUAUUCAAGAUUUAUUUCUGUCAGAAAGAUUCGGAUAUCAUAUAAAGUGUUACUGGUCUGUUUUGCCUUACCAAUAUCUUUCAAAAUAAUUCGUGUUCUUAAUGAUCCAGGUUUUUAGUUUGGAUUUAAAACUAAACGUGAUAAUUUAUAUGGAAAACAAAAUAUCAAACAAUUGUAUUUGUUUUGAAAAGAUUUAAUUUUCUGGCAUAUUCAUUAAAAAUCAAUGAAUUUGAAUCAAUUUAAUAUCUAAUAUACAUAUAUUAAAAAUCAGUUUUUAUAUAAUUGAUAUUAAAUGUGGCAAUUAUCUCCUUGUUUUAUUACUAGAUACUAGUAACAAAAUUUAAUAAAUACUAAAAAAAUUAAUCAAACAACAAAAAUAUAUUUUUCUUAUUAUAAUAAAAAAAAAAACAAAAAAAAUUUCAACAACUUUAAAAGUAAAAAAAAAUGAAAAUUCACUUACACCACCUUAAAAAGCAAACAAACAAAAAGAAAGCGACGAAAAAUACCAAAUCCUGCAACAAAAUAAUACCUAAAAUUUAAAAUAAUUAACAAAAAAACUGAAAAAUAAAAAAAUUUAAAUAAUUGUUAAAAAGAAAAAUCAAAUGAAAUGUAUUAUAAAAAAAAUCAAAAAAAUAAUUCAAAUAUUUCCUCUAUAAAGCCGUUAUUACAAAACAAAUGAUAAAAAGUUUAAAAUAUUUAAAAUAACAAAACACACACCAACCAACACAUUAAACAAAAUAUUGUAUGUAAUUUAGCUGGAUCAACAAAAAAGGCACAUUUUAUGAAAUUGUUGCAAAUAUUUAAAUUAUAUAUUUACGAAAAAUAAAAUUGAAAAACUAAAUCACUAACACCCCUACAAAAGAAAAAUUCUAAUUAGAAAUUAGUUAAAGCAAAAGAAACAAAAAAAAAAUUUAAUUACUAAUAAAAAAAAAUGUACGAUGAAAACUUUAGUAAGAUUAUAUUAAAUGUGUUGUUGAAAUUUCUAUAUAAAACGAUAAGAAAAUUAAACAAAAAAAAAAUAAAUUAAUAAAACAAAUAAGAAACAACAAAACCAAACAACCAACCCCAUACAAAAAAAAAAUAACUUACAACACAAAACAAAACACUUUUUGCUCAUUUUGUGUAGUAUUACAAAAUAAUUAUUAACAAUAAUUAUUAUAAUUAAAAUAAUAUUUGAAAAAAAAACAGAAAACUAAAAAAAAUACAAACAACAAACAAAAGAAAUUAAUUAUUUUAAGUAUGAUGAACAAAUAAAUUAAAAAUUUAAAAACAAAAUAUUAAAAAAAUAUAUUAAA
Molecule: messenger RNA, 10559 nt
Organism: Calliphora vicina (urban bluebottle blowfly)
Lineage: Eukaryota; Metazoa; Arthropoda; Insecta; Diptera; Calliphoridae
Gene: hppy
Product: MAP4K3-like protein hppy
Exons: 15
Coding region: 1982-5320 (1112 amino acids)
Biological process (GO): protein phosphorylation; intracellular signal transduction
Cellular component (GO): cytoplasm
Molecular function (GO): ATP binding; MAP kinase kinase kinase kinase activity
Source: RefSeq, a predicted model, not a curated record